Molecule: messenger RNA, 2628 nt
Organism: Meira miltonrushii
Lineage: Eukaryota; Fungi; Basidiomycota; Exobasidiomycetes; Exobasidiales; Brachybasidiaceae
Product: alpha/beta-hydrolase
Exons: 1
Coding region: 166-2502 (778 amino acids)
Biological process (GO): proteolysis
Cellular component (GO): cytosol
Molecular function (GO): serine-type endopeptidase activity; oligopeptidase activity
Source: RefSeq, a predicted model, not a curated record
AAAGGCUUUCCGAAGAAGGUCUUACGACACUUAAUACAUUAUAUGAGCUGCGUACGAAGACCUGUAAGAUACGCAUCAUAUAAAUAGCAUAGGUCAAAGGCAAAAUGCUAAAAACACUUCCUCAUCCUUUCCCUCACUUGUGCACAACUAUUCUCUUUGUUCCUCAUGCGUACCUUUUUCUUGCUCCUCUUGGCUUGUACGACGGUUGCAAGCUUUUGCUCAAUCACCCAAGCAGCUGAUGCGCCAUCGAAGCCUUCUUCAAGUGGAUUGGUAUAUCCAAAAGUCAAGCGAGUAAACAAGCAAUGGUCUUUUCGUUCUGCCAAGGCAAACGGCAAUGUGACGUAUGAUGACCCCUACGUCUGGCUUGAGCAGCCCCCUGCUAAUGACACGGCAAUUCAGCAAUUCCUCUCUAAUCAAGCUUCAGUGACGGAGUCUUACAUGAAGCGUUGUUCUAACUUGAAACAGAUUCAGCAAUCCAUUCAACAGGCUACUGAUUACGAUGAAUACGAUGAAAUGGGCUUGUUUGCAGAAACUUCUGCAUCUCCAUUCUAUCUUUACACGUUGAAACGUGUCGGAGAACAACGUCCAACAUGGUACAAAGCUUCGGUCGCUGAAUUCCAAGCAGGGAAAAAGACAAAUUUUGCCAAUCCACCAGGAAAGCCGUUCCUCAAUGAAUCCUUAUUAACCGCUGAUGGAUCAGCAAACAUCGUUGCUCAAGGUGUGAACAUUUCUCCGGAUGGCAAGAUUUUCUGUUAUCUCGUAUCAGGGGACAAUAGCGAUUUUGCAACGUGGUAUUUCCGCUCAAUCAACACACCAUUGGUGAGCGCAAAGACGUUCCCGAAGGGCGGAGAAGGAAGCUUGCCGGUUAACAUCCCGUUUAAUCAGCAAGAUGUAAAGUGGACUGCGGACAGCAAAGGCUUUUUCUAUGUCCAGGCGCAAACAAACGGAGAUGCAAAUGCCAAUUUUAUGCUCCGGUAUCAUAAAUGGGGAACUUCAACAGACAAAGAUAUUACGGUUGUGAAGCCACGUCCGAUCUUUUUACAGAUGGGCAUGAGCUAUGAUGGCCGCUGGCUUCACCUUCUUGGAUUCAUUGAUCAGUCAUUCAAGCAGUUUGCAUAUGCAUGCCUGCUAGAUGGUCAGCCUGUUUCAGAGAACAUGAAGUGGAUCUCCAUCUCGCCCGAUUAUGACUACCAAGUUUACUACAUAGGAACAGUCGAUAAUACGUUCUACUUCCAAACCGAUCAAGGCAAUGCAACGAAUGGAAAGGUUGUGAAGGCGCACUUGGAUUGGAGUAAAGCACGUUCAACGAACACUUUGACCGACAUCAAGGAUCGCCUGCAGCUUCAAGAAGUAGUUAAAGAGAGAGACGAUGCAUUGAUCCCUCAGGUGAACGCAUUUGCAUACGCUCACGAUAAGCUUAUCAUCAAUUAUAUCGAAUCUGGGAAAGACACAUUGUACCUUUAUGAUCUCAAGACAGGUAAGCAACUGCAGCACCUCUUACCAACUGAAACGGGAAGUUUCGGGCUGCUUAGGGUCUACUCAGAGAGUAAAAGAGCCGUAGUGAGCUAUUCGGCCUGGAACACUCCAACGAAGAUCUUCGAAUUGGAAUACAGCAAGACUACAGGUCAAGUUCAAUCUUCAACAGUCACAAUUCAAAACGUUCGCGGUAGCAAAGCAAGUGAUUUCUCGAUUGAGCAACUGUUUGCUACGAGCAAGGAUGGAACGAAAGUACCUUAUUAUGUCACACAAAAAGGAAAAGGCAAAGAAUGUCGCCCUACGUGGGUGCACGGAUAUGGAGCAUACGGAUACAAGGAGUCGCUUUUCUUCUUUCCCGCAUUUUUCACUUUCCUCAAUGACUACAAUUCACGCUUUGUAUGGACGGCUCUUAGGGGAGGAGGUGAUGAAGGCGGUAAAUGGCAUUUAGAUGCAACCACGACUCACAAGCAAAGAACAUAUGAUGAUUGGAUUGCAAUUUUAGAGGAUCUAGAGAGACGUAAAUUGUCUUGCCCUGGUCAAUUGAUUGUUGAAGGGGGAUCAGCUGGUGGUAUGGCAGCUUUGGCCGUUACAAAUCAAGCAAGACAAGGUCUUAUUGGUGUUGUUUUUGGUAUCCGAGCGGUGACGGACUAUUUCUUAAUCGCUUUAAGAAGUCGCCUGGGUCAAGCACAAUGGAGUGAGUUCGGCAAUCCCAACAUACCAGCCGAGUUUGAUGCAAUUAGAGCUUGGAGUCCGCUUCAAAACACUGUCAAAGGAAAACAAUACCCUGCAAUGCUACUUGCAGCCGGUCAAGAUGAUGAUCGUGUUUCGCCCGCUCAUAGUUACAAAAUGAUUGCUCAAAUGCAAUACGAACAUCCAAACAACAAACAUCCUCUUCUUCUCUAUGUUGCUUCGGGAACGGGUCAUACAGCUGCUGGUACUUCUACCGAAGGUGCCACAUUACAAGCUGCCCAUCAAUUCUGUAUGAUUGAGCAAGCCCUCGGCAUUAAGCAACAAGCGGCUUCUUGAUAUGAUAAGUGUAAUCACGUUUCUCUUUCUUAAUUCAAUGACUGAAUCACACUCAACUGAAAAGUUUCACUUAGAGUAUCAUAAUUUUGUGCAAAUCACGACAGGUAGAGUCAUUGAUUGAUGUGA